GACACAAACACAAACGGCCAAAAGGUGAAAAGAAUUCGAUCUCACAAUUUGCAUGACCCCUUUUUCUUCGGCAGUUAUUUGGUUCCAAUUUUCCAUCACUCGGAUCGCAUGUGAUUUCGUUUCUGCCUAUACCCAUUUGCUCAUUUGCCUUGAGUUCUUGUUUAGAUUCAGAUUUCUGGUUAUAAUAGAUUUUUUAUGAAUUUCUGAAGACUGCAUUCUUUUGUUUCUAUUAGAGCUAUGGCUGUGGUUAUGUAUGUUCAAUUCCAAAUGGGUUGAUGUAUUUUUCCGUGGGGGAUUAUGCAUCAAAUUCUGAAAAAAUGCAUUUUGUUUUUCUAUUACACAUAUGGCUGUGGUUAUGUACGUUCAAUUUCAAUAUGGGUUGUUGUAUUCUUACGUGGGGGACUUGAAUUUUUGGGGGAUACCCAUGUCUGCAACCAUCUCUCAUUGCCCUGAAUUUCAAUUAAAUUGCUCACUUUAACGUGUGGGAUACGAUUUAAGGGAUACCCAUAUUUCAUUUCCCUAUUUUAAAUUGUCAAAAUUCUGAUUUCUUGGUUGUUACUCAGCGAAAAACUAACUUGAUGGUAUCUUGGAGCAAAAUACUCUGCCUCAUUUUUCUUGGAUUCUUGUUUCUUUCAAUUACAGUAAUAUUUCCCAAUUUUUAGCUGGAAAUUUGAUUUCCUCUCUCUCCGCCCCAAGAAAAUGUCUCUACCGUUUCCAUAUUGUUAUCUAUGUCAGUAUGUCUACUCAGAUACUUUUAGUUCAACCUGGUUUCACUACUUUGACAGUAUUUUUGUUUGUUUUUCUUUCUAAACUUGUCAAUGGGGCUGCUUUUUAAGAUAAUUUGAUGUUAAUGUUUAUUUUGGUUGGUUGGAUGAAUCAUUGAUAUUAUUUGCAGGGUGUGUGUGUGUGUGUGUCUCCUUUUAUUGAUGAGCUAAGGGGCCUCCAUGGAACCAGGAAAUAUGGACUUCGAUACCAACGGUUGGAUGUGGGACGGUGUCCAUUACUACCCACAUCUUUUUGGUGGUAUAAUGCUUACUGCAGCUUUGCUCGGCUUGUCAACCAGCUUUUUUGGUGGGAUUAGUGUUACUAAUUUGCCAUAUUUCCUUCCUGAUUUGGGGAUGUUUCACAAGAAGAAAAGCGGAAAGAAACACGUUCGGGUUUACAUGGAUGGGUGUUUUGAUCUUAUGCAUUACGGCCAUGCAAAUGCAUUGAGGCAAGCAAAGGCUUUGGGAGAUGAAUUGGUGGUUGGAGUUGUUAGUGAUGAGGAGAUUAUAACCAAUAAGGGACCCCCUGUUUUGUCCAUGGAAGAGAGGCUUGUCCUUGUUAGUGGGUUGAAGUGGGUGGAUGAAGUCAUUGAUAAUGCUCCUUAUGCUAUUACGGAGGAAUUUAUGAAUCGUCUCUUCAACGAACACAAGAUUGAUUACAUUAUACAUGGUGAUGAUCCUUGCUUACUUCCAGAUGGAACUGAUGCGUAUGCCCUGGCAAAGAAAGCUGGGCGCUAUAAGCAGAUCAAACGCACUGAAGGCGUAUCAAGCACAGAUAUUGUAGGAAGGAUACUUGCUUCUGCAAAAGACAUGAAAGUUUACGAAGGUUGUGAAGGAUCAUCUCUGCAUGGAGAACCUCAUAACCUAAAUAGCAUUCAGGGUGAGGAAAGUUGCACCAACGGUGGCCACAUAUCACAUUUUUUACCUACUUCUAGGCGGAUUGUGCAAUUUUCAAAUGGUGGCAAGGGGCCUGGUCCAAAUUCUCGAGUGGUAUACAUUGAUGGAGCAUUUGAUCUUUUUCAUGCUGGACACGUUGAAAUACUCAAAAGUGCCGGGAAACUUGGAGAUUUUCUACUUGUUGGUAUCCAUAGUGACCAGAUAGUCAGUGAACAGAGAGGGACUCACCAUCCUAUUAUGCAUCUACAUGAGCGUAGUCUUAGUGUAUUGGCCUGUCGUUAUGUUGAUGAAGUCAUCAUUGGCGCACCUUGGGAAGUUACAAGAGACAUGAUAACAACUUUCAACAUCUCUUUGGUUGUGCAUGGGACAGUUGCUGAGAGCAACCAUUUCUGGAAUGGUAAGGCUGACCCAUAUGAAGUUCCCAAGAGCUUGGGAAUGUUUCAGAUGCUAGAAAGCCCGAAGAACAUAACUACCACUUUAGUAGCACAAAGGAUAAUGGCUAAUCAUGAAAUUUAUGUGAAACGAAAUGCCAAGAAGGAAGCUAGUGAGAAAAAAUACUACGAAGAGAGGAAAUACGUGUCCGGGGAUUGAAGGCUCCGCUCAAACUUCAUACAGGUAGCUGUAAUGAUUUUUCUUGGCUUUAACCCAUUUGUGAGGCCCCCGUUGUUGUACCAUAUAAAGCUUUUGUAUAACAGAUGGAGAAAGAGGAUAGACAUGGAAUAAUAUGCCCUCGUGGAAAGACUGCAACAUGGUAGAGUAGAAAUCCCUCAUUAUAAGCUGUAUUUCUUGUACUUGCACAAAUGAAUGAUCUGAGCCCAGGUUUUUGGUGUUCUAAUCAUCUAAAGGGUUCUGAAUUUUGAUUGGUUGAAACACGUGAGAUGAGUCUUUUUGAAAGCAA
Rhododendron vialii is the source of this 2559-nucleotide messenger RNA. Its product is annotated as ethanolamine-phosphate cytidylyltransferase-like. NCBI's taxonomy places the organism in Eukaryota, Viridiplantae, Streptophyta, Magnoliopsida, Ericales, Ericaceae. Gene Ontology annotation, biological process: phosphatidylethanolamine biosynthetic process. The coding region runs from base 945 to 2252 and encodes 435 amino acids. Gene Ontology annotation, cellular component: cytoplasm. The record is from RefSeq and is a predicted model, not a curated record. Gene Ontology annotation, molecular function: ethanolamine-phosphate cytidylyltransferase activity. The transcript has 9 exons.